AUGACUGUUGAUGAUAGUACUGUCGAUAUUCAUCUUAUUAAACUUGUUGAUUCGGCCCAUGAUUAUCUUUUUCUUUUUUUAAAUAAUAAUAAGAUUGAUCAUUUGACAGAUUGGUUAGUCGAUCGCCUUCAUUGUACAAAAGAUUGCAAUGAACGAUUAAUAGCUAUUCGAUUGAAAAUUCAACAAGCUAUAUUACAUAUACACGAACAUGAUGAAAUCAAAAGAUUACUUGGAUCAUCAUGUAUAAAUUAA
Rotaria sp. Silwood2 is the source of this 252-nucleotide messenger RNA. The record is from the annotation of a GenBank genome assembly. NCBI's taxonomy places the organism in Eukaryota, Metazoa, Rotifera, Eurotatoria, Philodinida, Philodinidae.